Molecule: messenger RNA, 1105 nt
Organism: Pisolithus orientalis
Lineage: Eukaryota; Fungi; Basidiomycota; Agaricomycetes; Boletales; Pisolithaceae
Product: SRA-YDG
Exons: 10
Coding region: 318-872 (184 amino acids)
Biological process (GO): protein ubiquitination; negative regulation of gene expression via chromosomal CpG island methylation
Molecular function (GO): ubiquitin protein ligase activity
Source: RefSeq, a predicted model, not a curated record
GUGUCCGCCACUGUCACGGUCAGUUCCUCCGCCACCAAAACCGCUUCCCAUACCACCACAAAGUCUGGUCGCAAGAGUCGCCCAGGAUAAUCGACCAAGCAUCUCUUUGUUCGAGAAGCUUCAAUUCUCGGCAGUCCGGGUUGUGCACGUUUUCGGCGAGGUAGAAAUGCGGUUCGGUGGCGGUGGGGUACCUAUAUACGACAAGUAAUACAUAGUAAUAGUCGUACGCUCCGUGACUCGGUGAUCUCGAGGUACAUAAAUGGACCGGCGUUGAUUGUCUCCCUUCACACGCACGUUAUUCAUCCUUUGGAUUACACAUGUCAUCUGCUCAGGCCGCGACGGGACGCGUAUAUGGCCAUAUACCCGGCUAUCCAGUAUAUUCCACUUUCAAGACGAAGGAAGAGCUAUGGCGAGCUGGCGUCCACGUCCAAAGGCAAGCUGGUAUUCACGGGGACACAUCCGAGAAUGGCGGCGCGUUUUCUAUCUGUCUCUCUGAGGGAUACGAAGACAAUAAAGAUAACGGUGACACAAUCAUUUAUGUCGGUUCAGGUGGACAAGACCGUGACGGAAUCCAAGUUGCAGACCAGUCUUUCGACCAUCUUCCAAACCGGGCCUUGCAGCUUUCUUACGAGACGAAACGUCCAGUGAGAGUCGUUCGGGGGAAGAAUGAGACUAGCUUUUACUCUCCUCCCGAAGGGUACCGGUACGAUGGACUCUACGUAGUGGAUGAGGCUUACAUGAACCGAGGCAAGAAGGGUUAUCAAAUGUGUACUUUCAAGUUACGGCGCAUCCAUGAAGAGGGAGUAGGAUCUAUACCGACUAGACGCUUACUCACAAGCAAGAAGCUCCAGAAAAUCGCAAAGAGGAAGUAAUUAUUCUGCUGUCAUAUGCUUUCUCGUUGUUUCGCUCUCGCAAUACACAUGUGUUUGUAAUCUGUAUGUAUGUACUCUGAAUUUCACGCGCGAGAGUCAGGUAUAAAAUGCCUAGAAUUGUGAUGCAAACUAUCGUAGGUACAACUUUGGGCCCACUUAGGACAAGGCAAACGGAGCUGCCUUGUAAAGCUUAGUAGCCAAGUUAAAAUGUAGGAAUGUGGAGAUUUGACGAA